This is a messenger RNA of Macrobrachium nipponense, 1635 nucleotides long. Its product is annotated as repetin-like. Bases 1 to 1635 code for a protein of 544 amino acids. The record is from RefSeq and is a predicted model, not a curated record. NCBI's taxonomy places the organism in Eukaryota, Metazoa, Arthropoda, Malacostraca, Decapoda, Palaemonidae. The transcript has a single exon.
AUGGGGCACGUCACUAUGCAGACCCGUCGUCCAGAUGGGGCACGUCACUAUGCAGACCCGUCGUCCAGAUGGGGCACGUCACUAUGCAGACCCGUCGUCCAGAAAAGGGAAUGUCACUAUGCAGACCCGUCGUCCAGAAGGGGGGCGUCACUAAACGGACCCGUCGUCCAGAAAGGUGCAAGUCACUAUGCAGACCAGUCGUCCAGAAGGGGGCACGUCACUAUACAGACCCGUUGUCCAGAACGGGGGAACGUUCAAUACAGACCCGUUGUCCAGAAAGGGUGCAAGUCAACCUAUGCAGACCAAAGGUCGUCCAGAAGGGGGCACUUCCACUAUACAGACCCAGUUCGUCCAGAAAAGGGCCAAGUCACUUACAAAGGGGAACCCGGGUCCAGAAAGGGGAACGUCACUAUACAGACCAGUCGUCCAGAAAGGGACAUGUCACUAUGCAGACCCGUCGUCCAGAAGGGGGAACGUCACUACACAGACCUGUCGUCCAGAAGGGGGCACGUCACUAUGCGGACCCAUCGUCCAGAAAGGGGCAAGUCACUAUGCAGACCCGUUGUCCAGAAAGGGGCACGUCACUAUGCGGACCCGUCGUCCAGAAAGGGGAACGUCACUAUGCGGACCCGUCGUCCAGAAGGGGGCGGACCUGUCAUCCAGAAGGGGGCACGUUACUAUGCGGACCCGUCGUCCAGAAAGGGGCACGUCACUAUGUUGACCCGUCGUCCAGAAAGGGGAACGUCACUAUGCAGACCCGUCGUCCAGAAAGGGGCACGUCACUAUGCAGACCCGUCGUCCAGAAAGGGGAACGUCACUAUGCAGACCCGUUGUCCAGAAAGGGGCACGUCACUAUGCAGACCCGUCGUCCAGAAAGGGGAACGUCACUAUGCAGACCCGUUGUCCAGAAAGGGGAACGUCACUAUGCAGACCCGUCGUCCAGAAAGGGGAACGUCACUAUGCAGACCCGUCGUCCAGAAAGGGGCACGCCACUAUGCAGACCCGUCGUCCAGAAAGGGGAACGUCACUAUGCAGACCCGUCGUCCAGAAAGGGGCACGUCACUAUGCAGACCCGUUGUCCAGAAAGGGGCAUGUCACUAUGCAGACCCGUCGUCCAGAAAGGGGCACGUCACUAUGCAGACCCGUCGUCCAGAAAGGGGCACAUCACUAUGCAGACACGUCGUCCAGAAAGGGGCACAUCACUAUGCAGACCCGUCGUCCAGAAAGGGGAACGUCACUAUGCGGACCCGUCGUCCAGAAGGGGGCACGUCACUAUGCGGACCCGUCGUCCAGAAAGGGGCACGUCACUAUGUUGACCCGUCGUCCAGAAAGGGGCACGUCACUAUGCAGACCCGUUGUCCAGAAAGGGGCAUGUCACUAUGCGGACCCGUCGUCCAGAAAGGGAACGCCACUAUGCGGACCCGUCGUCCAGAAAGGGAACGCCACUAUGCGGACCCGUCGUCCAGAAAGGGAACGCCACUAUGCGGACCCAUACAUGCCCCGUUAUUGAACCCUAUCCGUCUGCUGGGGAUGUUUUCUCCGCAAAAUGGGCCAUUUACUUUCAUAUGUAUAAGUCACUGUGGGUUGGUAUCGUUGGAUGUAGACGGGACAUUCAUGGUGAUGACAUUUAUUUGA